Kogia breviceps (pygmy sperm whale) is the source of this 1299-nucleotide messenger RNA. Lineage: Eukaryota; Metazoa; Chordata; Mammalia; Artiodactyla; Physeteridae. The record is from RefSeq and is a predicted model, not a curated record.
AUGUCUACCAGAUGUGGGAUCAAAGAAUUAUCACCAAAAGAAGACAUUAAUAAUGGAGACUUAUUUCAGACAUUGGUUUUUGAAAGACUUGUAAGUCAUGAUUUUGAUGAUUUUGAUUUCAGUGAAGUCCAGCAAAAUAUGCACAAGUUUGCGAAUCAGUGGGAAUAUGAAGAAAAAAGUUACAAAGGAGUGACUACAACCCCUUGCAAAAAUCUCACUGGUAGUAGAGAUCAACAACAUCAUAAAUCCUGGAAUAAUUUUCCUUUGAAGCAGAAUGUUUCUGUAAGAAGUAUGUCUCAAUAUUACAAAUAUUACAAGUCAUAUAUGAGGAGUAAGGAACUAAAAAGUAACGUAGGUUAUUCAGGAAACAAGCUUUUGAAAUGUUUGGAAAAUAGGCUUGGAUUAAGCCUUCAUUCACAUUUGGCUGAACUGCAGAUUUUUCAAACUGAGGAGAAAAUUUACGAAUGUAAUCAAGUUGAGAAGUCUAUCAAAAACUGUUCCUCAGUUUCACCACUUCACAUAAUUCCUCCUAGAGUCAAAAACAACGUUUGUAAUAGAAAUGGGAAGGUUUUAACGCAUCCUUCAUUGCUUACACAACACCAGAAAACACAUAUUAGAGAAAAGCCCUACAAAUGUAAUGACUGUGGGAAGGCUUUUAGCCAUUGCUCAGUCUUAGCUAAUCAUCAAAGAAUUCAUUCUGAACAGAGACCUUACAAAUGUAGUGAGUGUGGCAAAACCUUUAACAGAUUCUCAAACCUCACAAGGCAUCAGAGAAUUCAUACUGGGGAGAAACCAUAUAAAUGUAAUGUAUGUGGUAAGGACUUUAUGAUACGUUCACACCUUUGGGGUCAUGAGCGAAUUCAUACUGGAGAGAAACCUUACAAAUGUAAUGAGUGUGGCAAAGCGUUUUCUGAGCAUUCAAAUCUUGCUCAGCAUAAGAGAAUCCAUACUGGAGAGAAACCUUAUAAAUGUAAUGAGUGUGGUAAGGAUUUCACCACACGUUCACACCUUUGGGGCCAUGAGAGAAUCCAUACUGGAGAGAAACCAUACAAGUGUCAUGAGUGUGGCAAAGCUUUCACUGGGAGUUCAAACCUUACUCAACAUAAGAAAGUUCAUACUGGAGAGAAACCAUAUAAAUGUCAUGUAUGUGGUAAGGCCUUCAGUCAGAAUUCAAGCCUUACAGUUCAUCAGAGAAUUCAUACUGGGGAGAAACCUUACAAGUGUCAUGAGUGUGGCAAAGCCUUUAAGCAGUACUCAAGUCUCAACAGACACCAGAAUAUACAUGGAAUGAAGAUAUAG